GAAAGGCAUUACCCGCACUUCCGUUGCCCAUGACACCGGAGCGAAGUUCUGACAGCUGAUUCCAAAAUCAGUUCCCAUCCACUUUCGGCGUCAACUUCCAAAUUCUUCGGGUUGUUUAGAGCCGGGUCUACCUGUGAAGAUCCCGGGCUGGACUUACCGACGGCACUUUGAACGGAGGACAGCUGAUUAUGAUUAUAGCAGGAAGCGCUAGCUCUGAGACAGCAGACAUUUGAGCAGCAGUGCAGCGUGGGGCAGACAGAGGCGUAUCACAGCGGCGUAGCCAUGCUAACACUGGCCAGCAAGUUGAAGAAGGAUGAUGGAGGAAAGACAGGCCGUGCCUCUGGAGCCUCAGACUCCACCCACAGGGUCUCCAUCAGGGACCGCCUCCUUACCAAAGAAGUUGCAGAUUUAGAAGCCAAUCUACCUAGUACAUGCAAAGCCAGUUUCCCAGAUGAGAAUAAGCUGCAUCAUUUUCAGCUGGCAGUGUCUCCUGAUGAGGGCUACUACCAAAGUGGAAGGUUUCAGUUUGAAAUAGAUGUCCCUGAAGCUUACAACAUGGUGCCUCCGAAAGUCAGGUGUAUGACCAGAAUAUGGCAUCCUAAUAUCACAGAGAAUGGAGAGAUCUGUUUGAGCUUAUUGCGGGAACAUUCAAUUGAUGGCACAGGAUGGGCCCCGACCAGAACGUUAAAGGAUGUCGUUUGGGGAUUAAACUCUUUGUUUACUGACCUGUUGAACUUUGAUGAUCCAUUGAACAUUGAUGCAGCAGAACAUCAUCUGAGAGACAAGGAGGACUUCCGGAAUAAGGUUCAGGAUUACAUCAAGCACUACGCCAGAUGAUUAGCAGCACUGGCCACUGACAUCAGCCUGCACCAACCAAACUGCUCUACCUAGCCUCUGCUUAUCUGGCCCACUCCUCCACAUGUGUGAAUCAGCAGCAGACUCUUUGACUCUUUCCACUCCCCCCUUCCUCUCUGACACCACAACCCUGCCUCCUUUUCCUGUUCACCAAGUUGCAAUAAACUACACAUUGCAGGAAUGAAAUUUAAUAAAAAAAAAUGCGAUGAAGGAAGGACUCGUACAAGAAAAUCAUGCUUUAGUUCUCCUUAUCAGCUGAGUGUCUGUCCGUUGUGGCGAGAUUAUUAAACGUCGCCUCACCCAGGUGGCUAUGAGGUUGUCGGGAAGGAGCCAUGGCAACGAACGACAAGAAGUCUGAUGCGAUGUUUCAUUAAAGACAAGAAGCCGCUCAUACAUAAGAGAUAUCUGUUAUUAUCAGUUCUCUGUUCCAGUGCCUGCAUUGUUGGUGUCGAUGAGAGAAAGUGCAUGGGAGUUCACAAACUUAAACUCACUGGAAGCACGCUGUUGCACUCUGUAGUUAAAGGUGUGCACGCACACAUGACGCGCACACAAGAUGGAAAAGCCUGCAGCCCCAUUACACAGCAUGUGAAUGACCACAUCACCUUGUUUUGUUUUUCAUUUUACUUGCAUGUGCACACAAAAACACUCACCCAAAAUUCGUUUUCAGCUCCAGUGACUAAAUAUUGUCAUGAAAAACAACAGCCAAAUGACCUGUUCUCAGCCUCAUCUCUUCUCUUUAUCACUUCACUUGUCUAAAUGUUUUUAUUCAUACACACAAACACACACUUAACCUUCUUUAUGUUGAUGAUGAAGAGUUUUGUUCAAGCAGUGCAACCAAGAAGUGCUCCCUCAUCUUAUUGGCACGUUGGUUCUGCACUUAGGUGCAGUGAGGUCUGACCGAUAAAGGUUUAAUUUUGUAUCCAUAACAUAAAAAUAGUAAUGGGAUUUUACCUUUUUCUAUUUAACCACUUCAACCUCCAGGUUUAAUUGAUAAAAAAAUUAAAGUGUGAUCUUAAUUGAUCAAAUUUUUAAGUUCUGUUAACUGCUUGUUGGUGGAUGUAGUGAAUUAUUUAGCAACUCACAAGAUUGAUGUCAUUAGAGACCAGCUGACAGAAAAUCAACUCUAAAUUAGUGUUAAUGUUGCUUUAGAACGACUGGAUGUGUUAAUCAUCUUUGGCUCUUAGAUGUACGUCUGCAUACCUCUACACGCAUCUUUGGUUACCUGAUCACAAGUCAACAGCUCUUAUCAGUGCGUAUAUAUACACCUGGCAUUAAAAGGUCUACAUGACAGCGACCAAUGGUGAGUGAAUCUUACUCUCCUGACUGAGUUUCUUUCCUUCUCUCUUCCUCAAAAAAAUCAUGUUUAUGUGCCACAGUUUACAAAAGAAUCUGUCCAUGUAAUAACAUAAAUAUAUUUUUUAUUUUUGACAGGAUUUACUUGAUCCUGCCCUAUAAUAUUCAGGUAACCGCUGUGUCCUGGAUAUCAGAAAAUUUUCUUGCUGUUCUUAUCCUGUGACGGCAUCAGGUUCUGUGUCGUUGGACUGAUGUUUUGUCUAAACGUGCAGUGAAGGUGUCAAAGUGCAUUCAGACACUUCUUUCAUUAAUAUAGUUGGCAAGUAGCUGUACAUUUAUGUGAAGUUUAAGUCAUUACCAUGUAAAAUAAGGGGGAACUGGUGCUUAAUUGUGACGUAAACCAAGAAGAUAACAUCCCAAGCUUUAAACUGCAGUUUUCCAAUCUUAUCGUAAAUGUUCAAAGCCUCAAAGCUGUUUGCAUGUGGACAAUAGAUGCAAUCACAUAAAAAAUGUGCAACUGUCUUAAUACCUGUGUUCAUGUGUACAAAGGCCUCAGUCUAAAGAUUUCUGCCAAAUCAAGAAGUAAAUUCAGUCACCAGAGUAAUGUCAUCAGUAUAACAUCUCCCAUCUGGUUGGGAUACAUUCAUUUAGUCAGUUUCAGUAGGUUAUGUUAUGUAAGCACAUUAUGAGAGAAGACUAAACAAACCAAAAUGUCUACAAAGACAUAUUUGUGAUAUUUGACCUCACUUCUUCUGAUUGAAUACUGAGGUGCUGGGAGCCGUUCUCGGUUGGCACUAAACAUUUGAUGCAAGAAAUAUCAGGCAACUUGUAGUUUCCAUAGGAUGAACCCAAACUCACACUCACAACUGCAGUGUUCACUGUUGCUGCAGAACCUAUAAACAGGACACCAGAGGUUUCCUGUGAGUUAUACAACCAGUGCAUUUGGUUUUUGUUGUACAAACACACAGGCUGAACUCACAAGACAAAAAAAUCCUAAUCAAACCCCUGGAUUAUGUGUACUGCGUCACCUGAGUAGGUGGUCUUUUGUCAUGACCUAGGAAACACGUUUUCUUUGUUAAAAAGAAAAGUGAACAUGUGUCCCAGACAUCUAUGAAUGUAGUCAAAGUAAUGGAAUCCUAGGGUGUCAUCAAUAUGUCUUUCACACCUGUACUUAGAGACUUUUACUUGUGACCGGAUCACCAAAGACAUAAGUGAAUGCAAGGUGUAAAGGGCCAUAGAUAUCAAUGGACAUGUCAGAGCAGUUGCACAGCAGCUGAUGACUCCUGAACUUAGUUGUUCUCAUUUGCACAGACCAGGUAAAUAGAGUAAAAUAUAUAAGGCAUACACCACUGGUGGGGUUCUAGCACUUUAAGCAUAUGCUAAAAUAAUUUAUUGUCAUAUCUGCAGUGACUUACAUCUUCUGGUGAUGCUGUCAUGACAUAUUUGGGAAGUUUCUUCACAUGUGCAGUGUUUUGUUGUGUGUUGAAUUCAGUAUCUGAAUGGGGGUAUGUCGAAAAUUAAAUCUGAGACUCACAAAGACAGUUAAAAACCAAGCUAACCAGUUAGUAAGGCCUGGUGCUUGCAGACAAGCUAGCUAGCUAGUUAAUUAGCAAGCAGCUUUCAUCUUUUACCAGGUAUGUGAAAUUCUUGAGUUGCAUACACUGUUAAGGUGACCUACAGUAGUUUAGGCUAGUGGCUUUUUUUUUUGCUUUGGACAAGAUUUGUGGAAAAUAAGUCACCAUGUUUGCUACUGGAAUAACUUGCUAACUUCAGUGCAUUUUAGCUAGUCAACUCAUUUAGCAGCUGCACGGUUGAUAACCAAAUAAUGUCGAACUGACUUCCCUAAAGUCUGCCACUUCAAAUUUUGUCUACUGAUUGUUUAUUUUCUCUGUGUGUGUCAGAGUGUUGCAAGCUUAAGCCAUCUGGCUUCUUCACAGCCUGUUGCUUUGCUUUGUGUUACCCAGAAAAAAAGAUGAGGGGAGUUCAAAGUUGCUAGCGCUGUGCUUGAGUGAGUUCAAGUUGCAUCUCACUCCAAUUUCAAUUUCACAUGACUGUAUGAGGCAAAAGCGGUGCGUUUAACUGAGGUUGCCGUUUAUCAAGAUUGUGUUGGAAGUGUGUGUGUAUGAAUGUAAAAACUGACAUUCUGUUCUUAUGGAGUGUGUGAGUAAGUGUGCACACAUGUGGGUAGUUACAGUAUGAAAUGGAGACUGUAUGAUUUUAGCAUGUUCUGGUUUCUUCAUGUCAUUUUUUUUUUUUUAUUCUGGCCCAUGACUUUUUUUUUUUUCCCUGAUGAAAAAUAAUCAAACAACCAAUACCACCGGUCCCUGCCAAAAUGAAGGACCCAACAGUAUGUUAAACAAAGAAAGCGAACGUGAAUACAGAUGUUUUAAAGCUUUUCAUUGUGUAACUAAAGCUAAUUUAACUGUCUAUUAAAAUGAAUCCAUGCUGCAUGAUUGCCACGACAGUUAACCGUCAUGGUAAUGUUCGCCCCACUGAUGUUAUGCCUGACUCAAUGUACUUGAUCAUAGCCUUACUUACUCUCUAAACUAAACUUGUUGUUGGAGAAGCCAUCAUUUGUCCUUUAGUUUGGCAGCUACCGGUGUUCUUUCCUCCAAGGGUGUUUUUGAGAAACGUCUUUGCUUUUGUUUAACUUAAUCUUUUGGCCAGAGGAAGAAGAUCAACAGCCUGUUCUCUAGCUCCUCAACCUUUUCUUUCUGAGAUUGUAUAUCCAUUUUUUUAAGAUAUAUUAAAAGAGAAUA
This is a messenger RNA of Melanotaenia boesemani (Boeseman's rainbowfish), 4907 nucleotides long. It is a transcript of the gene ube2f, whose product is annotated as ubiquitin-conjugating enzyme E2F (putative). Bases 283 to 837 code for a protein of 184 amino acids. The transcript has 10 exons. NCBI's taxonomy places the organism in Eukaryota, Metazoa, Chordata, Actinopteri, Atheriniformes, Melanotaeniidae. The record is from RefSeq and is a predicted model, not a curated record.